AGGAUACUGCAGGAAGAUCCUAAGCAUCUACAAUAAUAACGUGUACAACUUUAAUAAGACUAGGUUCUAGAUAGGCGUGAUAGGGUUAAUGAAGGUUGUCACAGGCGCUGAGAGACGCGCUCGACCUGAGCUUGUUCAGCCAGGCAAUCAGGAGUGGGUUACAGUUAUACAGAGCAUCUGCGCUGCUGGAUAUGCGACCCUACCUUUCAUCAUCUACAAAGGACGCAUCCACAUCUCUGCCUAGUACAAGGAGACAGAUAUACCACACAAUUAGAAGCUCUCUGUCUCUAAGAACGGCUGGACAAACAACGCGCUUGGCCUUAAGUGGUUAAAGCAUUUUGACGCGCAUACAAGAGCGCGAUUUUAAGGACUAUUGCCUAGAUAACAAGAUCCUUACUCUCUGUAUGCCAGCUCACUUGUCACACAUCCUCUAGCCGCUUGACGUGGUCUGUUUCUUGCUGUUAAAGCGCAAGUACUCCCAACGCGUCCAGGACUUGGCACGCCAACGCGUCUUCCACAUUAACAAGGAAGGCUUCCUUCUAGCCUUUAGAGACGCGUUUCUUAACGUGUUUACAAAGGCUAACUGUUAGAAGGCCUUUAAGGCAUUAGGGCUAGUCCCUACUAACGCGCAGGUAGUGUUAGAUCGCCUUAAGGUGCGA
Molecule: messenger RNA, 659 nt
Organism: Didymella exigua CBS 183.55
Lineage: Eukaryota; Fungi; Ascomycota; Dothideomycetes; Pleosporales; Didymellaceae
Exons: 3
Coding region: 89-244 (51 amino acids)
Source: RefSeq, a predicted model, not a curated record